Herpailurus yagouaroundi (jaguarundi) is the source of this 1286-nucleotide messenger RNA. RefSeq names its product C-X-C motif chemokine receptor 6 (gene CXCR6). The coding region runs from base 261 to 1286 and encodes 341 amino acids. Gene Ontology annotation, biological process: immune response; calcium-mediated signaling; G protein-coupled receptor signaling pathway. Gene Ontology annotation, cellular component: membrane; external side of plasma membrane. The transcript has 2 exons. Gene Ontology annotation, molecular function: coreceptor activity; C-X-C chemokine receptor activity; C-C chemokine receptor activity. NCBI's taxonomy places the organism in Eukaryota, Metazoa, Chordata, Mammalia, Carnivora, Felidae. The record is from RefSeq and is a predicted model, not a curated record.
GAGGGUAGCGCAUCGGAGCCGCUGCUCCCUAUCUCUGAUCUCCCAAAUUACGCGCGUGCAGGCAGGUCAUGUGGAUUCUGAUGUACGAGGCAGGGGUAGGGCCGGGUCUCUUAUGAUCACCAACCAAGGGCUCUCAGAAGAUAUUCAACGGAAACACGGACCACAUCACAGACAGGUAGAGGCAGACCUUGUGCUGUGAACGCUCAUCUCUGCAACACAUCGACAGCGCCUCUCCACUGGUGUUCAUCAGAACGCACGCCAUGGCUGAGUACGACUACGUGGACCCCGGCUUCUUCAACACCUCCAGCGACGGCAGCUGGGGGCACGAACGCUUCUUGGAGUUCCGCAAGGUCUUUCUGCCCUGCAUGUACCUGGGGGUGUUCAUCUGUGGCCUGGCGGGGAACGCGCUGGUGCUGGUCAUCUACGUCUUCUACCAGAAGCUGAAGAGCCUGACGGACGUGUUCCUGGUGAACCUGCCCUUGGCCGACCUGGUGUUCGUCUGCACCCUGCCCUUCUGGGCCUACGCGAGCAUCCACGAGUGGGUCUUCGGCGACGUCCUGUGCAAGACCCUGCUGGGCAUCUACACCUUGAACUUCUACACAUCCAUGCUCAUCCUCGCCUGCGUCACCAUUGACCGCUUCGUCGCGGUGGCUCGGGCCACCAAGGCCUACAACCAGCAGGCGAGGCGGAUGGCCUGGGGCAAGGCCAUCUGUCUGUUCAUCUGGGGGGCCUCCCUGCUGCUUUCGCUGCCACAGAUAAUCUAUGGCCACGUCCUCUAUCUCGACAAGCUCGUCUGUGGUUAUCACGACGAGGAGAUUUCCACUGUGGUUCUCGCCACCCAGAUGACACUGGGGUUCUUCCUGCCCCUGGUCGCCAUGAUUGUCUGCUACUCGGUCAUAAUCAAGACUCUGCUUCGCGCCCGAGGCUUCAAGAAGCACAAGUCUCUGAAGGUCAUCUUCCUGGUGGUGGCUGCGUUCCUGCUGACCCAGACGCCCUUCAACCUCGUGAAGCUAAUCCGCAGCACGAACUGGGAGCACUACACCAUGACCAGCUUCCACUAUGCCAUCAUCGUGACGGAGGCCAUCGCCUACCUGCGGGCCUGCCUUAACCCCGUGCUCUAUGCCUUUGUUGGCUUGAAGUUUCGGAGGAACUUCUGGAAACUCGUGAAAGACCUUGGCUGCCUCCCUUACCUGGGGGUCUCAGGUCAAUGGAAGUCUUCCGACGAUGCCUCCAAGACCUGUUCUGCCUCUCAUCACGUGGAGGCCACCAGCAUGUUCCAGCUGUAG